This is a messenger RNA of Syzygium oleosum, 1514 nucleotides long. RefSeq lists its product as uncharacterized. Gene Ontology annotation, molecular function: ubiquitin binding. The coding region runs from base 269 to 1060 and encodes 263 amino acids. The record is from RefSeq and is a predicted model, not a curated record. Lineage: Eukaryota; Viridiplantae; Streptophyta; Magnoliopsida; Myrtales; Myrtaceae. The transcript has 5 exons.
GAACCGCUCCCCUUCGUUCCCGAAACCCCCAAACUCGCACCGAACGGCGAAGAAGACCCGGCCGGCUCGAAGCCAAGCGAAGGAUCCCUCUCGAGAAAACCCUAAUUUCAAUCCCUAAUCCGAGUCGUCUUCGUCUUCGUCUUCGACUUCGAUUCGAAUCCGAACUGUGAACAGUCGAAGUAACAGUCGGCGGUGGUGGGGGUGACGGAGGGGAUUCGCGCAAGAUCGGAGCACCGAGGCGAUCGGCGGCGGCGGCGGCGGCGCAAUAAUGUCUGCGGUAGUUUGCGGGAGCAAGCGAUCGCUGUUCGACGACAUACCUUCUCCCCCCUCGCCUCCUUCUCGCAAGAAGAUCCGCCGCUGCUCCCCGUCCUCUUCUUCUCCGUCCCCGGUCCGGUUCUCGGCGCCGGCGGCGGCUCACCUCGAUCGGCUCCUCCACCUCUUUCCUCACAUGGAACCCCAGAUUCUUGAGAGAGCGUUGGUAGAAUGCGGGGAUGAUCUAGAGGUUGCCAUUGGUAGGCUGCAGGAGCUUUGUUUGGGUCCUGCCGUGGAUAAUGGAGGAUUUUCUGAAGAGCCCGGUGUUAAUGCCGACCAAGGUGACAGAGAUGAUGUCGAUGCACCUGGUGAGCCAUCAGCCAACCUUCCAGUUGAUGGUGCAGGGUGGGUGGAUGUAUUUGUGAAAGAAAUGAUGAGCGCCACUAGCUUAGAAGAUGCCAGAGCGCGUGCCACAAGAGUGCUUGAGUUUUUUGAACAGUCCGUCAGUGGACAAGCUGGGGCAGAGGCUGCUAAGAGUCUCCAGAAGGAAAAUAUGAUGCUGAAGGAGCAAAUGGAGGCAGUCCUUCGGGAGAACACAAUUCUCAAACGUGCUGUGGCUAUUCAACAUGAACGUCAAAAGGAACAUGAGGACAAGAAUCGUGAGCUGCAACAUCUGAAGCAGUUAGUAUCUCAGUAUCAAGAACAGUUAAGAGUACUUGAGGUCAACAACUAUGCCUUGUUGAUGCAUUUGAGACAGGCCCAGCAAAGCAACUCUUUCCCUGGGAGUUAUCCUCCCGAUGUCUUCUGAUUCAGGAUCAAUCUACCAGAACGGUUCAAACCAACUAGAUGUUUCGUCCUCGGCGACAAUGUUCCUUUAUACAUAUUAUAGAGCGACUCGAAGUUGACAGUGCUCUUUCUAUCUAUGAUAAAUAGAUGAAAGGAGAACAGACUUGAAGUUGACAGUGGUCUUUCUAUCUAUGAUAAAUAGAUGAAAGGAGAACAGUGCCGGCAGGAGUUCUGCGGAGCCCGUCUUGCAUAUCUUCCCCUUUCUGUUCUUACUAGUCUUUCAGUUUGCUUCAAAUCAUCAGAUGAGGUGUUGUAUCGUAGGAAGUUGAAGUUGGGUUGAAGAUUUAUCCAAUAGUGUUCAAUUUUUUAUGUCUGAGGUUCAUUUCUCUGAUUCUGCUUGUUGUCUGAAAUCUCUGCUUGUAAUUUCCUUCGGUAAUCAAUAGAAUUAUGUUUAAACGGCUGUGUCAAUUUGCUCA